AUGAACUGGGUCGGCGGCAGCCGGAGCAGAAUCAUAUUAAAGCAGGAAAGGAGAAAGCAAAAGGAAUUCUUUGAAAAGAAGAAACUUAAAUCAAAGAUGAAGCUUCUGGAGGUAUCAUCUCCUAAAAGCUCAGCAGUCAGUUUAGAUCUCCUCAAUCUGUAUGUUGUUAACCAGAUAUCAACAAAAAAAGACAACACCGAGAACGUGAGGAAGCCAGUCCACAUUAAUAUCACUGAAGAUGUAAAAAUACCUAUUAGGAGGCACAACAUAGAGCUUCCCAUGUCACCACUACGUACGCAACACACGCCAAACUUAGAUGACAUCCAGAACAGGUUACAAAAGCAAGUAUUGGACAGCAGAAGGCAGCAUCUCUCGGAGAAAGUAGAAUAUCAGCAUAAUUUAUCACAAGUAACAGAAUUAAUGUGUGCUGACUCUAGUAUGGAACACGAAGACAACAUGGCAAGAGCUUUUAGUACCUGUCCAUUGUCCUCUUCUGUUUUUUGGUCCUCUAACUGUACACAAUUUUCAGAAGAAAAUUUCAACACAAACCUAAUGGGCAACACUUGGCAACAGACCUAUGAAGAGAAGCUGCAAAACCAGCCAGGAAAUAGUUCUGAUCAAGACCCUUGGAUUACAAAACCUUCAAGCCAGUGUAUUUUCAGGAAGUCUGAUAGGGUGCCUCAGGAACUGUUUAGGCCAUUGCAUAGGCCAGACUAUAUGAAUUCUGCCAGGAAAAAUCCAGUGAUAAUGACCAGUAACGAAUCAGAAAACAGUGAAGGAAUUAAAGAACCAUUGUUUGAUGUUGUGAAAGAAACUGCAGAACUGAAAGCUCCCCAAGAUGGUAGUGAUUGUUCCUUUCUGGCACUGUUUGAAGAUGAGAAACAACCAAUCCAUAAUAAUCCUUCCACAAACCAUUUUAAUCCUUCUGUUAACCAAAGUAAUGCUGCCAUUUUUUACAUUGAUCCUGAUGAUAGAAAUCCCAUUUUUUACAUUGAUCCUGAUGAUAGAGAUCAAAUGACCAACAGAAAUUUUCCCUGUAAUACUAGAAAGGCUUAUCCUGCAAGCAGUGCAAAAAAAAGUUCCAUAGACAGACACCUCGAAGGCAUUUUCACAGCUCCUGAACAGGUUUUACUUAAAAGUAACAGUGCCGCAAGUGCAAACUACAGGAAAACCAGUGGACUUCAUAAAAUCCACCUGCAGGACUUUCAUGAGGGACAGCACUACUUCAUACACUCUGAAAGCAAAGAAAAACCUGCAGACCUUGAAAAACUUGAGACAUUUGCUUAUCACCAUGAUCAGCCGAUUAACUUAAAGGAGAAUGUGCAAAACUAUUCAAGAAAAAAAAGUAAUGAUGAGUCUGUGAAAGAGUCAGCCUGGAGACAGAACCAGCUCUUUGGAUUUGAAGAGUUCACAGCACAAGAGAAAGACUGUAAGUUUGGAGCGAGUUCAAAUCUUCAUGAGAUGGAGAAGGAUGUGGAGUCAUCACUCAGCAGCCAGUCUCCCAGUUACUCUCCAAGGCAGACAGAGAGCUGUUUCAGCUCUAGUCCUGACACGUCUGAAGAGGAAGACACAGCCAAAAAGAAGGAAUAUCUGAAUGAACGGUUCUUGAAGAUAGAUGAUGCUAACACAGUCUCAGCCUCAGCAAGCAGAGAGCCUCCCAAGACCUCUCACACCAGAAGUGUGCCUCUCCAGCCCAGCAGUAUUUUGACUAGAGAAGAAGCAAACCAUCUUCAGGAGAAAGACUCUAUUGUACAUGCCACAGAGGAGGAAAAUAAAGACCACAUCACCCCAUCUGAGGACAGCUCAUUACACCGAGCCCUUAAAAAAGAGCAUGUCACGUGCAGUACCAGGUGUGACGCUUGGUCGCAGACAGAGAGCUCUGUUACAGAAGUAAGGAAAGUGGAUGUUGCCACCCAGUGUGGCCCCCUGCAGAUGUGCAGCUGUGGGAGCUCCCUCCCCUCUGCCCCCAGCCCGGGGGGGGUCCCUCCUCCCAGCACCGCAGGCACCGCUGGAGGGCACAAAAUGCCAGCACAUGAGGUGCUGCAGCCUGCAGGCGCAGGCAGUGCAGCUGGAAUAGUGGCCUUUUCUUCUGAAGCCGAGUAUCCGAGUUUGGCUGGCAGAAGGACUCUAGAGGUGCUGAACUACAUUGAUAUAAUGAAGGAGAAAGAUAAGCAGUGA
Molecule: messenger RNA, 2178 nt
Organism: Phaethon lepturus (White-tailed tropicbird)
Lineage: Eukaryota; Metazoa; Chordata; Aves; Phaethontiformes; Phaethontidae
Gene: REDIC1
Product: chromosome unknown open reading frame, human C12orf40
Exons: 13
Coding region: 1-2178 (725 amino acids)
Source: RefSeq, a predicted model, not a curated record